AUGAGGGCUAAGAAUCCUCUUGCCUUCCGGCCAGGGCCCGUGUCCUUCUGGACGACUGUUAUAUAUCUCGCUCUUUUUAUUCCUCUUAUUUGGGUUCACGAAACUGUCCCUUCAGCUCCGGCUGAUCGGUCGCUGUAUCAGGGUCUCAAUCUGACUGAAGCAUGGCUCGAUCUGCAAACCAUUACUCGCGCCUAUCAUCCCUACAACAGUCACGAAAAUGACCGAGUACGCGAUUUCAUCAUUAACCGGACCAAGGAGAUUCUCGAUCGCAAUGAUAUGUCGUAUACCACCGAAACGAUUGGUGGUGUAGUUUGGCACUCAAGAACAUCUUCUAUGGAGAACCAAGAUUCGCCUGUAUCAGCUCAAGACAAGCCUCGUGGAGCAACGCUCUUCGAUGACAGAACUUCUAACGUUUCCUGGACUUACAAUACUGCUCGUCGUAUGGGCUCUAAUAUUUCCAAGGGAACAUGGCUGGGGCAGUACUUUGAGGGCAACAACUACUACGUCUACAUCCACGGCAAAAACGACCCUGAGGGUGAAUGGUGGCGUGACGAAACCAAGUACAAGAAGUUCCGUGGCGAAGGCGGUGUUCUUGUCAACUGCCACUUUGAUUCCGUUUCCACCGGUUAUGGUGCCACCGACGAUGGGCGUCAACCCAAGAACGGCAUCGUUCUGCUCUUCAACAACGCAGAGGAGGAUGGGCUUCUCGGUGCCAGAGCCUUCGGCUACAGUCCCUUGUUACUAUUCAUUCAUACAUUCGUCAACCUUGAAGGCGCUGGCGCAGGAGGCCGCGCGCUGCUUUUCCGUACCACUGACUUGCAGGCUGCAAAGGCUUACUCCAAGAGCCCCCAUCCACUAGGGUCCGUUGUUGCUGCUAAUGCUUUCGAGAGAGGUGUGAUCAAGAGCGCAACCGAUUACGAGAUCUUCGCAGAUGCCUAUGGACAAAGAGGACUUGAUAUUGCUUUCUAUGAGCCUCGCGCUCGGUACCAUACCAACCAAGACGAUACACGACACACAUCUGUUAACAGCAUUUGGCACAUGCUUUCCGCUGCUCUCGCGUCGACUGAGCACCUGUCAAAGACGACCGGCACCAUUUUUAAUGGUGACCGUUCCGAUGGCAACUCUGAUCUUGCUCAGAACGGCAAGCAGGCUGAGGGUGUCUGGUUCGAUAUCUUUGGUGCUGCGUGGGCCGUGUUCGCGCUUAGAGGACUCUUUGCAUGGUCUCUAACGCUUCUCGUCGCCACGCCGCUGAUCCUGAUUGCCUUUACGUACAUCCUGGCUCGCAAGGAUAAAUACUACUUCUUUUCAAGGGAUAUCAAGAUGCAUCACGACAUUAACGAUGACCCAGUCGUGUUGGGUGGCUGGAAGGGAUUCUUCCGCUUUCCAUUUGCCCUCGCUUUCGCUGGGGCACUAACUAUUGCAUCUACUCUUCUGAUUGCUAAGUUCAAUCCGCUGAUUAUUUACAGCAGCGGAUAUGCUGUGUGGUCUAUGACUCUUUCCAUCUUUUACUUCUCGUUUUGGCUCAUCAUGCGUGGUGCCAGUUUUGUUCGCCCCAGUGCACUUCAUCGAGGCUUUGUUCUGAUGUGGCUCUUUGCCCUUGGCUGGGGUGUGCAAGUUGUGUGUGCUGUGGCAGAGGACCGUAUGCACAUUGGUGCCCUUUACGCAACCGUGUUCUUCCAGUCGGCCAUUUUCCUUGCCCUGUUCAUUUCUCUUUUGGAACAGUUCGCGUUGCUUGGGAAGCAUGACUUUGCAAUGCAGCUUCACGACGCUCAUCAGGCGCGAGAUGUUUCUAGCCGCGAUAAUGAGAAUGAAUCUAGACCCCAGACAGAGAGUGAGCCUGCUCAUGCUGAGGCAGAUGAUUACGAGGACGGAUCUGAGGAUGCGACCGAGACCACGCCGCUUAGGGCCGGUGAAUCAGGAUACGGGUCCAACGUUCCGACUUCGUUUGCCAACACAUAUCGCCGUUCGGUCGCUGAAAAUUCACCCUCUCCGCCUAGUAUGCGACGAUACCAGCCUUUCGAGCAUGAGCAGAGUUGGUCUGGACGCCUUCCUACGUGGACUUGGAUUCUCCAGUUCCUCUUUCUGGCUCCCGUACCCGUGAUCCUGUUUGGAAACAUUGGCCUGGUUGUUAUGUCUGCUACCCAGAUGACAGGUACUGACGGGGGUAGCCUCCUUGUUCCCGUGCUGUCAUUGGGCAUUUUGAGCAUUUUCUUGUUGCUCCCGCUCACGCCUUUCAUCCACCGUGUUACCCACCAUAUUCCGCUGUUCCUCUUCUGUGUUUUCGCCGGCACCUUCAUCUACAACCUGGUCGCAUUCCCGUUUUCCGACAGUAACCGUUUCAAGUUCUAUUUCCAACAAGUCAUCGACCUGGAUAAUGGUACCAACACGGUCUCUAUCGUAGGACUUGAGGAGUAUGCGCGAUCUGUCAUCAGCACCCUGCCGAGCACUUCGGGUCGAGAGAUCAAGUGUCAGCCAGCUGUUGGACGUGAUCUGUCAGAUUGCCAGUACGAUGCCUCAUCAUUGGCACCCAGACUGUACAGGAAUAAGACUCCUGACGAUUUGGUCUCAGUUGAGACGAUAUAUGGCAGCGAUGGAAGCAAAGCACGACUUCGAAUUGAUGCUAUUGACUCGAGGCUUUGCUAUGUUCGCACAUCACGACCCGUCUAUGGAUUCGCCGUGGAUGGUGCCAGCCCACGAGAUCCUCGUUUCGGAAAGUUCCCCUCUGAGGGUUUCAGCAGCGUCCAGCUCUGGCGCCGCGAUCGAGAUCGACCCUGGACAUUGAACUUGUAUUUGAAUGAGCGAAAUGCUCUAUCUGCGCCGGUGGACUCGGAUCAGGAGGAAAUCAAGUCACAGGAAGACCACGAGUUGAGAGUGCGGUCAGCAGAGCAAACAGCUGAUCGUCUCGAAGUCACUGUCAGUUGUGCUUACAGUGAUGCCAACACGCCUGGAACGAUCCCGGCUCUUGACGAGCUUCUGAAGUACAUGCCAACUUGGGCGGCAGUUACCAAGAAGAAUGUCGGACUCGUAGAAGUUCGAAAGACUCAUAAAGUCUGA
Messenger RNA from Fusarium subglutinans, 3054 nucleotides. Its product is annotated as aminopeptidase Y. Bases 1 to 3054 code for a protein of 1017 amino acids. The transcript has 5 exons. The record is from RefSeq and is a predicted model, not a curated record. Gene Ontology annotation, molecular function: metalloexopeptidase activity. NCBI's taxonomy places the organism in Eukaryota, Fungi, Ascomycota, Sordariomycetes, Hypocreales, Nectriaceae. Gene Ontology annotation, biological process: proteolysis.